Molecule: messenger RNA, 5730 nt
Organism: Penaeus chinensis
Lineage: Eukaryota; Metazoa; Arthropoda; Malacostraca; Decapoda; Penaeidae
Exons: 10
Coding region: 199-5151 (1650 amino acids)
Biological process (GO): regulation of transcription by RNA polymerase II
Cellular component (GO): nucleus
Molecular function (GO): DNA-binding transcription factor activity, RNA polymerase II-specific; RNA polymerase II transcription regulatory region sequence-specific DNA binding
Source: RefSeq, a predicted model, not a curated record
GCAAUUCGUAUUUCGCGCGCCCUUCCCCUCCGAGCGCGAGGGGCCAAUCAGCGCGCGAUCUGCCCGCGCCUUGCACGGCCCCACGUUCAGUAAUGGCUGACAGCGUUAACGCCAAGUUACGGCAAGUGUGAAAAUUUUAUAUAACGGUCAAUCUAUGGAAAGGAUUUACUCUAUAACCACGCAGAAGCAAGUAUUAAGAUGAGUGAUGAAAGUGGCCAAAGGAUCUAUCAAGUGAGAGGAAAUGGAAUGGAAAGCAAGCAGACAGGAGUGGGCAGCCUGGGACAGAAAAAUACCCAGACAGAGCUGGUGCAAGUUCCCCCUGUGGUUGUCCACACGCAAGCUGGAGUUGCCUUAAUGCAAACAGGGAUUUUACAUAAUCAGCCACUUGUACAUACCAACAUUAAUGCACAUUCCCAAGUCCAAACACACUCGCAGAUCAGUGCCCACACUCAGACACUGCAGAGUCUAGGACAUACUCCAACUCAUGUCCAUGUUCAACCUCAUACAACAAUACAGCAGCAGACCCACUUGCAGCAGGACAAUCAGAUCCAACAGCAAGCGAUUAUACAACAGCAGACACCAGCACAACAGAAACUUGUACAGCCACAAACCCAUACCUCAUCACAAACACUUUCCCAGCCUCUUACAGAAGUGUCCCCCCUAACAAGGGCUCUCCUGGUGUACACACAACCACAGUUACAAGCAGAAUCUCAAAUCCAGACGCAGGAAAUCCACACCCAGCCGCAGGUACACACCCACACCCAAAUCCACACACACAGCCCAGUGCAGAUUCAACCUCAGAUCCACUCCCAAGCUCAGCUUCACAUCCAGGCUCAGGUGCAUACAAACUCCCAAGUACAAGUCCAGUCUCUUACGCAUGCACAGCAACAGCAUGUGGAAGUGCAGCCUCAGCUCUCCCACUCUCAGUGUUCACUACAGCCACAGCUGCCUACUGCUGCCCAGACACCAAUAAUGCACACUAUUGCUGAUUUAGCAGAAGUACAGUUGCAGAGUUCAAAUCAGCAAGCAACAAAGGGCAGUGAUGGUCUGAUUGCAGUGCGUGUACCAGUAUCACGGCAGCAUGAUUCAUCUGCUUUCAACACACGUAACUUACAAGCCACAAGUCUUGAACUUGGCCAGGUUCAAACUGCAAAUUCGCAAGCUCAGCUCAAUCAAACUCUCACAUCCAUCUCCCAGGAGCUUAGUACCUCACUCAACCAGAGCCAGAUAGUGGAUGCCUUAGGAACAGAGAGGGUGUUCGUAGCAUCGAAAAAUAACAAUGUUCAGUCAUCAGUCACUCUCGGAUCUUCUGUUACUUCUGUUGGAAUUGAUGGCAUACCUGUGAUGCGACUGCAAGGAAAUUUCAACAUCCAGCUUGAUGAUGCUUCCCUCCCUAUGAUGAAUUCACCAAAGACCUCAUCUAAUACUGAAGUACCUCUUGUGCAGCAGCUAGUAAAUUCAGAUAUUACAACAACUCAGUUAGAUAGUACUCAACUUACAACUGCACCAGUCAGUAGUUUGCAUGUAAUUCCACAGGGAGGUAUAGCACCCUCAGAAAUCAAGAAGAAUAAUGCACACUUUAAUUCUUUGAUUUCUAAUAACAGAUUGUUGAAUAAAAUGCUUGAUACUGUCAAACCUCACAUUCCGUCCCAAGUAUCAAAACCGGCAGAAAUUGCUCACCUUUUGCCGAAUCCAACAAUUAGAACCACUAGUGGACAACGCAUAGAAGAGCUUGAAGACAGUUCGGUAAUGGCUUUUGCAGCAUCCAGUCGUGGCACUAGUCCACUGACUACUUCAGCAAACAACCCAGGUGCCAGCAUAUGCACAGUGACAGGGGCUCUGCAUGGUUCCAGUGGGUAUGGUGAUUCGGUAGAUAAAACUGCUACAACUUUGCAACUAGAUAGUAUUGUAGGACUUUCAACAAACUUCCAGGUUAAUGAUAAUACUUUAAUACUUCCUUCUUCUAUGGCUCAGGGACAAACAUCUCAGCAAAGACAAUUUGAUAAUUUACAGCAGAUUCUUGGCACUCAGGUUACAAAACAAAUUGUUGACCCACAGUUAGAUGAUUUAAAAGGUGAUCAACUUAGAAUUUGGUCCACUGCUGUACCAACAACACAGUUGAGCCAAGUAACAACAAGUAAUGCAUCAAAUAAUAUCACUUCUGUGGGACAUUCAGCAUUAGAAAAAAAUAUGAAGAGAACCAACCUACAAUCAGUGAAUCAAGGUAAUGCAAACCUGAGAUCUUAUAAUGUUAUGUGUGUACCAGAAGGGUUGAAUAAAACAGGAAUGCUCCUUGACAUGCCUGUUAGACCACAGGGAAGUGUUUGUACAAAAUCAGGCUUGAUAACUUCCUUAGAUCCAAUGUUCCCCACAGUUGUUGUUACUUCAGGCAGUUCCUCCCCAACAUCACUUGGAACUUAUGGGACCUCUAAACCAUCAGGCACUUCCCAGGAAGGUACAACUCGUGUAAGAUUAGCAGAUCUUCUAAAUAGAGGAUCAAGCACUGAUACCUUGCUGGGGGGUGGUACAAGUCUGUCCCUAAUGGGGUUAUCAGAGAGCCGACUUCCACACACUGGUGAUGUGCUCCUGUCAGAGUUGCACCGUAGUGAUGAGAGUGAUCUGAGCCUAAGUGCCUCUUUGACUGGCUCUGCAGGUGAUGAGCUUCAUAGCAAUGCAAAUGCUCUGGUAACAGAGGCUUCUCUUGGACCUGGGAUUGGAGGAGACACUGCACCACUCCAGGGAUUGCCGUCCCCUCCACUUCCAAGUUUUAGUUUACCAAAUAUAACAUCUGAUUUCAUUGUAAGCGGAGUAUCAAAUAAUAAAGCCUGUCCAUCAAAUCAAGGUCCACUCCCAGCUUUGCUCUCGAAUUUGGCUACAACAGCUGACCUUGAUCAGUUUUUAGAAAAUUCCAACAUGUGUAUUGACAUGAAUAGUCUUUCAGAGUCUGAUGCCUCCCUAAGCACAGGUCCAGGUACAUUUGGUUAUUCACCAGAAAAGGCUGAUAAUUCAAAGAAAUCCACAACAAACUCAGCAGACCUUACUUUCACUAGUGCUCUGAAAGCUGCCACCAAUAAAUCAGAAAAUGAGCAGCUGAAAUUAAGCUCAGAAUUAGAGUCUUCCAGUAGACUUCUUCUACACCAGGACUCAACUGUGCUAAUUGAAACCACAAAGUCCUCCACACCAAUGGCUUCCACAAAAAAUAGUGCUCCAGGGACAUCUUGUGGUAAUUUUUCCUCAUCACAGGUGUCCUUAGGAACACAGAAGGUACAUUCAAAUAGCUCAAAGAAAUCUGACGGUCAAGGUAGUGCCAAAAAUACAGGUCAUAGUGAAAAGAGGAAAGAGAUAUUCAGAAAGAAUGAACUUCUUGUACAACAGGUAGCUUGCUUCAAGUGUCGCCUAUGUUCCUGUUUGAGUCAGGACAGGAGCCUGAUGGUCAAACACAUGAAAGAAAUGCACAGUCAGUAUCUCUCAGAAUCUGAAGAAUCAGAAGAGGAGGUGGAAAGACCUGUGUCAAAAAGAGUUAAAGUCUUUGUGCCAAGGAGUGAGAGCAGCCAGUCUGAGGGUUCUCCACCACCCAAUCCUCCAAGUAAAAGUAAAGAAAAGUCAAGCAGAAAGAAACAAAAAGAAUCUGUGGUAAAAGUGGAGAAUCCCAAAGCAGCAUCAAGCAAGGGAAAGAAAAAGGUGAAAGUAGAAGAAGAGAGACAACCCAAUGGGACUAUAGGGGUAUUCAUAAAAGCAGAGCCAAAGGAGGGUGACUUAAUAGUGAAGAAAGAGCGUGAAAAGGAGACAGAGGAGGAUGAAGACCUCCAAUUGACAAUAGAAUUAGAAAACAGAGGAGAGAAUAGGAGCGAUCAGGACUACGAUGAUGAUGACACCAAUGACAGUACCACAACGAAUGACAGCGGUAGUGUUAGCUCCGUGAAAACGUACCUUGGCAAAGGUGAUCAGCCAUUGUACAACAAAAAUGCAGGCAUCAAAUUGAAAAGGAGCAAUUCCAAAGUUCGUUUGCCUGACAAAAGCCAUGGUAUCAAGUGUGAUGUAAAUGGCUGUAAUGUAAGGCUGAAGAGCGAGAGCAAUAUUAUAUAUCACCGGAAGUGUCAUGUAGAGAAUUCCAUGCAGUGCCAGGAGUGCCCCACAAAGUUUGGAACAUGGAGGGACUUGGCUCUUCACCUUUGGCGACAUCACCUCAUUGACAUAGAUUUGCACAAGUGUGAUAAGUGUGACUACAAGUGUUAUAGCUAUAGCAAACUGAUGAAUGUACAUCACAAGAUACACAGUGAUGAGAGACCCUCCCUGUGUGACACAUGUGGCAAGAGGUUCAAAACUACAAAACAAUUACGUAACCACAAGGCGCUCCACCUAAAAGUGCCGCAGAUCUUGUGCGAGACCUGCCAGAGGCCAUUUACAGACAAGCGGAUGCUGCGGAACCACAUCGAGUUUGUACACAAGAAAGUGAAGCCAUUCUUGUGUAACUACUGCGGCUAUUCGACUGCUUCCAAAUCUACUCUGAAGAUGCACAUGAGGCAGCACACAGGUGAGAAACCCUUUGCCUGCGAGGAAUGUUCUUACAGGACAGCUGACCACAACUCGCUACGGAGGCACAAGAUGCAGCAUUCCGGCAUAAGGCCUUACCGCUGCCCUUACUGUGAUUAUGCCUCCAUCCAGUCCACAACGUUCAAGGUUCACCUCAAGGACAAGCACCCAGACCUUGCCCAGAGAAAUGGCAUCAUGUUUACCUGUGUGGUGUGUCCCUUCAAGACCAUAAAACGAGACAAUUAUCUGGCACACGUCGCCGAACACAGUAAAAAUGACAACAAGAAGUUACGGCAGAGUGUAAGCUCAACCACUACCAGUACUACAACUACAACCACCGCGACCACCACUACCACUGCAGCCAAAAAUACAUCGCCAGAGACUAUUGUAAGUGAUAUGAAUCCUCCUCCACCACAUGUAGUCAAUAUUGAUGUGAACAGCGGAACCGUAACUGUUGAGACUCCACAAGAAACAGAUUUUCUAACCAAUGUCAAUGUGUCGGGCGGACUCCAGUUACCCAUACCAGGCCAGGUGAUCAUGGCUGGAGAUCAGUAUUUUUAUGCAGCUCUGGAUUCUGCAGUUUUAUCUCAGAUAUGUGAAUACUACAAUCAAGAAUAAGUGAUGAGGGGAUAGGUGGCAGUAGGUGGAAGGCCAUUUUCAUUUCUCCAUUAUCUUGCCAAAACUGACUGGUAGGACAGUAACUGAUGGUGAUGAACGCUCAUGAGGUGAGUUUAUGUUGUUUGAAGUUGUUUGUGAUGCAGCACAUUGAUUAAAGGAGGUUAUUUGGAUGUGCUAAAUGUGGCUGGUAAGGAUUAUGAUGUGCAGAAUGUGAAGAAAAAAAAUAAUGGAUAGGGCCUGGAAAGUAUUGGGAUUAAGUAUUUGUGUAAUGGGCUGCCAGGAACCUGUGAUAUUUGCUAUAGUUUUGUUUUGUGAAAUGUGUACAGAUAUAUGGCUCCACAAGUGCUCAGCCUGCAAGGAAUCAAUUAAUUGACCUAGAGACCUCACCUCAUAUUCCCUUUCCUUGAAUUUUGGGAUUUUUUAAGUUUUAUUAUAAUGCCAUUUCUGAAGAUAUUAUUAUUGACAUAAUUAUUAUUAUAAUGUUAUUACCAAUACUAACAGUAAUUUAAAGUGAAAAAUGAUAUUUCAGAAAAUCAAGGAAAAGGGUAAACAGGUCAUAUGGAUAGUACCAGUAGUUGA